UUAGGGCUGGGGUUUGGGAAUUAUCGCUUUCCUUCUUCCCUCUGAUUCUGCGAUCAAAAGAGGGCUGGGGUUUAUAAUUAUUAAUUAUCCAUCAAUUUGUUUUCCGAUCUUCCUCUUCUGCGGUCAAAAGAUUACAAAGAAGACGACGAAGAAGCAGUUCUCGAGAGAUUCGGAGUAGCAGAGAAGAGUUUGAUUUGGGAGAAAAAUGGGGGAGAGAAAGGUGUUGAACAAGUACUACCCGCCGGACUUCGACCCUUCGAAGCUUCCAAGGGUUCGGAGGCCGAAGAACCAGCAGAUUAAGGUCCGAAUGAUGCUUCCCAUGAGCAUCCGCUGCAACACCUGUGGCAAUUACAUCUACAAGGGCACCAAGUUCAAUUCUCGCAAGGAAGACGUCAUUGGCGAGACUUAUUUGGGUAUCCAAAUAUUUAGGUUCUACUUUAAGUGCACGAAAUGCUCAGCGGAGCUUGCAAUGAAGACGGACCCGCAAAAUUCUGAUUACGUUGUUGAGUCGGGUGCAACACGGAAUUUUGAACCUUGGCGUAAUGAGGAUGAGGAAGUAGAUAAGGAGAAACGGAAAAGGGAAGAAGAAGAGAUGGGGGACGCAAUGAGAUCUUUGGAGAACAGAACCUUGGAUUCUAAAAGAGAGAUGGACAUCUUGGCGGCUUUAGAUGAGAUGAAAUCCAUGAAGUCGAGACAUGCAGCUGUUAGUGUUGAUGCAAUGCUAGAGGCCUUGGAGCGCUCUACUGCUCAAAAGGAGAAGAAAUUGGAGGAGGAGGACGAAGCCCUAAUAAGAUCAAUCGUUUUCCAUAGUUCAAAAGAUUAUGUCCAUCGGAUUGAUGAUGAAGAUCUCAAUGAUGAUGGUGAUCUGAUACAUCUUCCAAGUAGCAAUGGUGAAACUUCCAGUAGCAGUCUGAAGAAGCAAAAGGUUUCCCCAGAACCUCCUAGUAACCCAACCGAUUUCUUGACAAGCACCAGUACUUCUGAUAGCUCCAUCAAUAAAGGAAAGCCAAGCGAUUCUGGAGCUCAAAAUAAAUCCGUUUUGAAGACUUCAACAGGCAUGGUUUCUGUUAUUAUGAAACCAAUUGCAGCUUCCAAUUCUAACAAAACAGGAAAACUAGACGAUAAUAAUAUUCAAAACAGCCACAGCGAUAAAAGUCUUGCAAAAGCGGAGGAGAAAAGGGAGGAUAGUAUCAAUAGUAGAAGUAACGUACUCCAGUCGUUGUGCCAAAACUAUGACGACAGUGAUGAUGACGAAGAAUAAGGGUCAUCUCGGAUUAUUUUCCCCUUUUUCCUGCAAGAUGUUUUCCAUUUCCAUGCAAAUGGAGAUAAUUUCCUGAGUUUUCGUUCUUGGUUAUCUUGGCUUAUCAUCACAUUUUUGUAAGAAUCUGGUCUUAAACUACCAUAUCAGGCGGUUAAUUUGUUUGGACAAAACUUGCACUUCAUGACUUGUGUAUCUGUACAGAUAACAUGUGUACAAAGUCGUCGUUUCUUUUUUGGCAGUCCAAUGCUUCAUGACGCAUGAACUUUGAUGA
This is a messenger RNA of Morus notabilis, 1532 nucleotides long. Its product is annotated as coiled-coil domain-containing protein 94 homolog. The record is from RefSeq and is a predicted model, not a curated record. The transcript is spliced from 8 exons. Gene Ontology annotation, cellular component: U2-type catalytic step 1 spliceosome. Lineage: Eukaryota; Viridiplantae; Streptophyta; Magnoliopsida; Rosales; Moraceae. Gene Ontology annotation, biological process: mRNA splicing, via spliceosome. Bases 206 to 1261 code for a protein of 351 amino acids.